Messenger RNA from Nymphalis io (European peacock), 2853 nucleotides. Its product is annotated as speckle targeted PIP5K1A-regulated poly(A) polymerase-like. Gene Ontology annotation, molecular function: RNA binding; nucleotidyltransferase activity. The transcript has 6 exons. NCBI's taxonomy places the organism in Eukaryota, Metazoa, Arthropoda, Insecta, Lepidoptera, Nymphalidae. Gene Ontology annotation, biological process: RNA 3'-end processing. The record is from RefSeq and is a predicted model, not a curated record. Bases 553 to 2694 code for a protein of 713 amino acids.
AAACGCAUACUCAAUGACAUUUGUGACAAUUCAAAUAAUUAUUCUUUACUUUUAUAAUUUAUAUUUAUAGUGAAUAUUCAAAUUGCAACACAUGAGCACAAUUUUAUGGGAAGUCCGUAACUACUGUGAUUAUAAAUGUAUGUUAAUUCAUAAUGUUGUAUUAGUCGAAGCUUUCCCUUUAAAACUUGGAUUAGACUAAAGUCUGAAAUGCAAUAUUAUUAUUAUUUUAUUUUGACAUAUAUUCCUUCUUACUUUAAUGCUUACGACAAAUAAAAGGCUUAGCAGAACCUAUCUUUGCUAAUUCGCCAGUGCUAACAAGGAACAGCUGGAACUAAGUUCUGACGGGUAUAUUUUAAGUGCAGACAUACAUUUAGAGAAGUACAACUUGGAUGGAUUUUAAAGAGUGAAAAUAUUCAGCAUAGAUUCAACUGAGUCUGAAACCAAGUACAAAUGUCCUCGAGAUAAAACAAAUCAAGGCCACAAUACUACACUACAAGUGAAUGAUAAUGAAUUAAAAGCACAUAUUAAAAGGGUACCCUACUGUCUUAAAUUAUGGAGACGCUGCCACAGCCUGCAGAUUCUAGAAAAGUUCUUGUUACUGGAUACCCGAGCUACACUCAGCCUCAAGACCUCACGAGAAUAUUUUCAAGCUACGGUACUGUGAAAGUGGUAAAGAUAAAUAACAAAUGCGCUGUCCUCGAGUUUAAAGAUGAGGACGAAGCGAAAGAUGCCAUACAGGACUCCAAUGAAGUCAACAUAUACGGGGAGUUCUUGACUGUGAAGCAGUUCACCCAGAAGUCUGCACCGACGACGCCUAAGAGGGACUUUGGGAAAAGCAAGAAAAAAGCAAGCAAGAUCAUAGAGCCCCUCGCGCUGGACCUGUCGGGCGACUUCCAUCAGCAGCUGGCCGGGCUGCUGGGCGCCGUCCGGCUGGCGCAGGACGAGGUGGCGGCGCUGGCGGAGCUCUACCACGACCUGGAGCAAGCGCUGCAGCAGCCCUGGCCCGGCUGCGUCGCGACGCCGUUCGGUUCGAUAACGACCGGCCUGGGCAUCAAGACGAGCGACGCGGACUGCUACAUCAACGUGCCGCCCAACCUGCGCCACGCCAACGCCAACUACGUGCUCAAAGCGAAGCGCGUGCUGCACCAGUACCCGCACCUGUUCGCGGAGAUACUGGCCAUCCCGCGCGCCAACACGCCGAUCGUCAAAUUCUUCCACAUUCCGACGGAGACGAACUGCGACGUGACGUUCAAGACCCCGCUGGGCUCGCAGAACAGCAAGCUGAUCGCCUUCCUGCUGCACGCCGACCCGCGCCUGGUGCCCGUGGCCGUGCUGGUCAAGUACUGGGCGCGCGUGCACGGGCUGUCGGGCACGGGCCGCCUCACCAACUACGCGCUCACCAUGCUCCUCCUGUUCUACCUGCAGCAGCCGCCCGUGUCGCUGCUGCCGUCCGUGAGCUGGCUGCAGAGGGACGCCGACUACGACUGCAUCGUGGACCACUGGAACACCGGCUUCAUGCACCACCACGACCGGCUGCCCGAGUCGACCAACACCUCGUCCAUAUCCGAGCUACUCGGGGGAUUCUUUCAGUACUAUUCAACUUUCAAUUUUAAUGAAAUGGUCGUCUGUCCGUUUUUGGGAAGUCCCAUUAAAAAAGACUUGUUUAAAGAUCUGAGUCUUUUACCACAAGAACUUGGGCGUUACGUCAGUAACAUUCGAGAGCGUUUGACCAGUCCGAUGAGGUUUACGACGUCGAUGUGCAUCCAAGACCCCUUCGACCUCUGCCACAACGUGGCUUCUCCCAUCACCAGUCGACUCGCCUUCGAAAUUAAAGAAUUCUUCAGGUUUGCGGCAGCGGCUUACGAUAAGGAAAAACUUAACAACUGUAAGGGUCUACUCCAGAUGAUUUUAAUUCAAAAACCGAAAAUUUCUAAUGGAAAAUUACAUCCUGAAUUUCGAGUUGUCAUCUACCCAUACGUUAUUCAAUCGAUUAUAAAUCCAGACUGGAAAUCGGUGGUCACAGACGUUAUGAAGAAGGUGUUCGAACAUGUAUGCAAGAUUAAAUUGGUGAAAAUCGAAGAAAAAGCAAACAAUACUGGGAAGAAACAGAAGGAUAAGUACCUGGCUGUCGUAGACAAACCUAUUUGGAAGAGAAACCAGUUUUCGAAACUUUACAAUUUAAUGCAUCUAGAGUUUCUACAGAAGCAAACGCGUAUAACUGAAGAAAUAUUAAACGUCGAAAAGCAACAAUACAACGUUCAGUUCAGGUUGACUUUAACGUUUUCUCAGGAACCGAAGACUGCGGCGGCUUGUAUCAAAUUGAUUGAGGGAGAUCCUGCCGUUUUCAGAGAAUUCGGUAAAUUCUUCAUAUCAAGUAUGCAUAAUUGGUUCAUGACGUUAAUAAAAACGGAACUAAAACCGCGUGAAAAGAAACCGGAUCCCACCGGAUCUGACGUCACAAAUAGUGAAGCUACGAAUCCAGAAUCUGAAGUAGUAAAUAGUGUUAAAAGUAAAAAUGUAGAACAUCAAGUUGUAAAUAAUGUUCAACAUCAAAAUCCAGAAGCUGAUACUAUUAAUAGUCUUGCAGAAAAAGAAGUUCUCACUACAAACGUGUCUCCGACGGACGAGCGCGAAACAAGCUCAACAGAAGAUACAAAUAAAGAUACAGACAAUGUCGAAUGCAUUGCGCCCUGAGCCUGUUGAUAAUGAGAAAUGACGAAGUAAUAUUUAUUAGAUAAUGUUUUGCCGAAUUUUAUCAUCAUUCAUUUUAUUUUAAUAAGCUAAGUGAUCAAUUUUUUCUUUGUAACUAUUUUUUAUAUAAAAUAUGUAGACUUUUGAAGUUGAUAACUUUAA